This is a messenger RNA of Dicentrarchus labrax (European seabass), 1289 nucleotides long. It is a transcript of the gene jmjd7, whose product is annotated as jumonji domain containing 7. Gene Ontology annotation, molecular function: 2-oxoglutarate-dependent dioxygenase activity. Lineage: Eukaryota; Metazoa; Chordata; Actinopteri; Moronidae. The coding region runs from base 162 to 1178 and encodes 338 amino acids. The record is from RefSeq and is a predicted model, not a curated record. The transcript is spliced from 9 exons.
UGCGCAUGCGCAGCGGAUGUACACAAAGCAGCAUGGCACGGUGAGGUCUGGGAAACGUGUGACAGUAGAGAAUUGAUCGAUUAUCAUUGAUAUAUAACUGAUAUCUGAUCAGAUAUCUGCUGUGAUGCAAUAUCGAUGUGUGGGUGAUGACGUAAAACAAAAUGGAGUCCGUGAAGAAACGACUGACUGAGUUUUCACUGGAGGCUCACGAUCUGUACCUGAACCAAUCGGUGCCCUACCUGGAGGAGUCACCUGACCCGCUGCAGUUCUACCGUGACUGGAUUGGUCCAAACAAGCCCUGCAUCAUCCGCAAUGCCUGCAGCCAUUGGCCGGCUCUGUCCAGGUGGACCCUGGACUACCUGAGGGAGAAGGUGGGGUCAAAGGUCAUCAGCGUGGCGGUGACUCCUAACGGCUACGCCGACGCCGUCAGUGGUGAUCGCUUCGUGAUGCCUGAAGAGAGACGGAUGAGUCUGUCUGCUGUACUCGACAUCAUCCAGGGGAAGGAGGAGGCCCGUGGAGUAUUCUACGUACAGAAGCAGUGCUCCAACCUCCUGGACGAACUCCCGGAGCUCACAGACGACGUAGAGUCUCACGUUUCCUGGAUGAGCGCCGCGCUCGGAAAGUUACCAGAUGCGGUGAAUUUUUGGCUCGGAGAGUCGAGGGCUGUCACUUCCAUGCACAAAGAUCACUAUGAGAAUCUGUUCUGUGUGAUUUCUGGAGAGAAAAACUUCAUCCUGCUGCCGCCCACAGACAGACCCUUCAUCCCCUACGGUAACCCUAGCAACAACCCUGUAUCAUCCUUCAGUAACCCUAGCAACAACCCUGUAUCAUCCUUCAGUAACCCUAGCUACAACCCUGUAUCAUCCUAUGGUGAAUAUCAGCCGGCUGUUUACCGACAGCAGGAAGACGCACUGCAGUUCACCCCCACCCCCCACAAUGCCCCACCAGGUCCCAUGGAUCCCUCUGGACCCUCUGGACCCAGACCUGGACCUGUACCCGCAGUACCGGAGAGCUCGGCCGCUCCGCUGCAGCCUGAAGGCCGGAGAGAUGCUGUACCUGCCGUCGCUGUGGUUCCACCACGUCCAGCAGUCACACGGCUGCAUCGCAGUGAACUUCUGGUACGACAUGGAGUACGACAUCAAGUACAACUACUACCAGCUGCUGGAGGCGCUAUCUGAGGUCACAGCGCCAACGUGACGUCAUCACGGCGUCUGUGUGACGUCACUGGGUGUUUGAGAAGAACACCUGUCCACCAGGUGAACAAACAAUAAAGACACUGAAUGAGUGAA